This is a messenger RNA of Fonticula alba, 802 nucleotides long. RefSeq lists its product as hypothetical. The record is from RefSeq and is a predicted model, not a curated record. The transcript has 3 exons. Bases 70 to 651 code for a protein of 193 amino acids. Gene Ontology annotation, biological process: mitochondrial respiratory chain complex III assembly. Lineage: Eukaryota; Rotosphaerida; Fonticulaceae.
GCCGGGUCGAUCGCCCACAUCUCCCCUGAGUGUCCCCUACAAGUGGCCCCAGCCCGGGCGGCGGCCCAAAUGAGGCCCACCAGCAAACCUCGCACAUCAACCUCCCCCCCCCUGUGUACUCACAACAUACAGGCCACAUACAUUCGCCACCACCACCACCACCACCCCCCACCACCACCCUCUCCCCCCUCGUGCAACACGCCCACUUUCUCCCCCUCCCUGCCGCUCUCCCUUGCCAUGUCCUCUGCUCCCAUCAGCUCUGUGCUUACCGCGCCGUCGCUGUCGGUGUCGCGCGCCCUCGCCGCCUACCGCGCCCUGCAGCGCGCGCGCCUGACCGCCUUCCGCGGCGAUUCCCAUGCUCUGGAGGCCGCCCAGGUGAAGAUUCGUCAGGCCUUCGCCCAGAACCACGAGCUGAGCGAUCCCGAUGCCGGUGCCGCUUGCGAGCAGGCCCACGCUGUGGCCACCUUCCUGCUGCGCAACGUUGCCCAGGCGGUCCGCACCCAGGAGAAUGUUGCUUCUUCGACCGGCGAGACUGGCGAUGUUUACUGUAUCACCAUCGAUCAGAACCGCCAUGAGCUCCACGAGAAGACCCCUCCCCUGCGGCCCACCCGCGGCGCUGCCAAGAAGUGCAGCUCGGGAGGCUGUGCCUAAGCAAUGUUCCGUAUGGGCCCCCACCCCCCAGGCCUUUAUCAUGCGAUGGACCCUCCUCUCCUCCUACGCAUGACCACAUACACACAUGUUGCGCGCCCCCCUGCCUCCCUUGAGCUCUUGCCUGCACGAAUGAAGCCCGAAAUACCCUGUA